CUGAUGAAUAAUAUGAGAGUACGCGCACGCACCCAUGGUGAUAAGAGUAAUCGAGUAACCCCGCGGUGGCUGGCAUGACGUCGACUGUACCCAAUCCAAUCUGUGUGUCGGAUGGCACGGACGCCGCACCCAGUAGCUGUACGAGUAACCACUGUGCCUCGCAUGAACAAUAUCAGGUGGCGGCCAUGCAAACUUUUGCCGACAGUGAUUCCACUACUUCUCUUUGAGAUCGCUCUACUGUUGCACAUUUCAUUCCUGUCGUAUUGUCUCCUACUGUAACACCACCAGACACAGAAACACCAUUUGAUGGCGUGAGGGCCCGGAUGUCGCAACAGAGCUUCUGAAAUCCGGCUCAUGCUACAUCAUCAGUCGUACUGCUGUGCACAACUCGCGCGCAUCGGAAGGGUGAGUAAAAUUUGAUGUCUCAGCCUCUUUUGCGAAGGUUUUCCGCAGCGCACUCCCUCGAGGGAAGAGUCUGGCCAUUCCUGGGCACGUCGUAGGUGCGCCCAUUGGCAGCGAUGCAGAGAGUUACUUCCAUGUUGCCGUCCUGGGACAGGACAAAGAAGGGCGGCAAGCAGGGCUUCGAUAAAGUCUGGGGUUGGGCUGACAAACUCGGCGCACCGGUAAACAAGUUCACGAACAAAAUCGGCAGCGAGGCGUUUUGGCCGACUGAAUUGGACAAGGAGAGUGACAAGGCUGCGAGGAUAUUGAGGAGUUUCUGCAAGGAUGGAUUCUACAAAGAAGAGAAAUUGCCGCCGAGCGAAUUCGGUCCCAACCAGAGCGCGAAACAACGAGUACUUAUGAAGAUCCCGCCAAACGUGGUCAAGAAUGCAGUUGGGAUGGCUAUUUUCACAACGAUGCGCACAGGUCUUUGGAUUUCGGGUGCGGGCGGAUCUGGGGUCUUGGUUGCGCGAUUGGAAGACGGGUCAUGGUCACCUCCUUCCGGGAUUAUGCUACACACUGCAGGUAUUGGAUUUUUAGUGGGAAUCGACAUAUACGACUGCGUUGUGGUAAUCAACAGCAGGAAGACCUUGGAGUCGUUUACGAAAAUCCGAGCAACGGUUGGUGGCGAAAUCAGUGCCGUUGCAGGGCCAGUUGGGGUUGGUGGGGUGAUUGAGAGUGAUGGGAAAUGGAAGCAGAUAAACAGGCCAGUAUUCACAUACCUGAAGUCGAGAGGAUUCUAUGCUGGGGUCCAGCUAGACGGCACGGUAAUUAUCGAAAGAACAGACGAAAAUGAGAGGUUCUAUGGCGAGAGAAUAUCCGCAGCGAAUAUCUUGGCUGGAAAGGUCAGAUUCGUACCCAGGGAGACGAAGAUGCUCUUGGAGACACUAAAGUUGGCUGAGGGCCGAUCGGACUACGAUCAGGAUUUAAUGGAAGAAUUGGAAGGCCAACCAGCCCCAGGAGAUGUCGAUGUCGAGUCAACAACCGUUUUCGGAAUCCCCGAACCAGAUGACCCCGAUCCAUUCGGCGUUCUUGCUUUAGAGCAGGCCGGGAUGGAGAUCAAAGAGGCAGGAAGCCACUCCCGGCCGAGUAGCUCACAGUUUGAAUACAAGCCGAGUCCAACCAGUCCGAUAUUUCCACACCUAAACCGGUUGAGUAUGGACACAAACGGGGCAGGCAGUCGAGCCAGCUAUAUGAGCAACUCGAAAAGAACUAGCUUACGAACUGUCCGAAGUAUUUCAAUGGGUACACAAACAGACGCGGAUGACUCGUCUAGCGUGCAUGCAAAGACUCCAAUCGAAGCGGCUGAUACCCCUGUGGAGAAGGUUGACCUAGAACCACCGGAUGUUGACUACACACAAAUUGAUCUCGGACCAUACAGCGGAUUCAAAAGCCCAAACCAUACUUCUGAGUUCAAUGGGAGUGGCACGACCAUAACAGAGCAAGAAUCGCCCGAAUCUCAACACCAUGAAGGGGCUGAGAAGCAUGCCGAACCGAAACACCAGGAAGCGUCCGUGAAGCAUGUGCAACCCCAGCAUCAAGAAAGGUCUGAGAAGCGUACCGAACCCCAAAACCACGAAGGCUCUGAGAAGCACGGUGACAGCGAUGCCGACAAUUAUUCAGACGACGGCUUGGAUGACGACGAACCCGUGGUUUUCGAGGCGGCGGCAGCAACACAUCGCCCAACCCACAUCAACGUUGUCAAGGCGCGAGGAAAUGUCGUCACCAUCCCGCCAAGACCAACACCACCUCUGCCACCGAGGAAUUCGGCAAGAGGUAGCAGGAGUUUGGUCAAUGGCGUCUGGGAAAACGGGUCUCCACUUGCUAGCCCGAGGUCGGACAGGUUUUCUCCUCUCUCGAGCCCAAGGGCUGACGGGUUUGAGAUUGCCAAGCUUAACGGGAGCCCAAGCAGCCGACCUUCAUCGCUCCAGAGCCAGACUGAAAAACCAAAUGGGACAACUGAAAAUGGGGUUAAGGCGGUGGAUGAAGCCAAUGGAGUUAAAGAGAAGAAGUCGAGUGAAGCGGAGGUCCCCUACGGUCAAUACUUUUCCUCCGGAAACCAGACGAGCAAAGAGAGCCCCAAGGAAGAGACCGUCCCCGCUUCUACGGAAACGAAGGACUCAACUCCACCAAAAUCUGCCGUUGAGGUUCUACUCCCAAGCUCGGAUUUACCUGAAGAUGCGGACGAAAGUCAGAACGAGGACUUUCAGGAUGCUGUCGACGGACCUGCUGGUGGCAAGGAGGAUGCUGUUGACGCAACCGCUGGUGGCAAGGAGGAUGCUGUUGACGCAACCGCUGGUGGCAAGGAGGAUGCUGUUGACGCAACCGCUGGUGGCAAGGAGGAUGCUGUUGACGCAACCGCUGGUGGCAAGGAGGAUGCUGUUGAUGCACCCACUGGUGGCAAGGAUACGAGUACCGACACAAAGAUAUAGCUGACAUAAGGUGUUUUGGAAAUUUCACGCUCAAUGGGGGAAUAAUAUAUGGGAUUAAAACUUUUGUUGAUACUACGGGCUAAGGGCAUAAUUUUGGAGUUGCUGGUCGGGAGCAUCAUAUGGGGAGCUUCUUGGUGUUCCGCGACGUUUUGGUUGAGUUUGGCAGGAGACACGACAUAUAGGCGCGGACGUAUUUGGGAUAUAAUGUAACGCAGUUUAAAGGGAUGAGUUUGUAUUUGUUGCCUACUUGAUCAUGUGAAUUUCUCGAGGUGUAGUCUUGAGGGGUUUGUCUUGACUUUGCUCCUCAAGUUAGUAUUAAACAAAUGAUAGCAUCUGAGCACCCAUCG
Molecule: messenger RNA, 3220 nt
Organism: Pseudogymnoascus verrucosus
Lineage: Eukaryota; Fungi; Ascomycota; Leotiomycetes; Thelebolales; Thelebolaceae
Exons: 2
Coding region: 519-2873 (784 amino acids)
Molecular function (GO): phosphatidylinositol binding
Source: RefSeq, a predicted model, not a curated record